AUUUACUUAUUUUUUUUCCUUCAUACUCCAUGGUGUCCGGGAACUUCGAAAAGAAGGAAGAAAGAACGACGCGUAAAUAAAGAGAUCUCAGAAGACACCCGAGUUUACAGGGGGAAAAAGCGACGCCGUGUUUUCACGAAUCGAAUUACGGACAGCUUCGUGGUCUCCGCUACAUGCCGAUUUUGCUAAGCCUUGAAUCUAUUCCAUAAAAUGUGUAGCGAGAUAUCGACGAAUGUGUAAUGCAAGUUGAUUGUGUGACAGGUUAUGUGAGAGCUGACUGUAAUGAUGUCGCGGCCCUGGGUAUUGGUUUGUCUGCUCCUGUUAAUUGUAUUUACAUCACAGUUUGAGUGGAAGCAACAAUACGGGAAUGAACUGGAAGCAAGUCCAAACGCUUCCCAGAAACAGCGUUAUAUAUCUGACAGGGAGGAAUCAGUGAAAGAAAAAAUUAUACUCUCUCAAGAGAAGAAUAUUCAGAAACUUAACGAGCUUGUGCGGAGUCUUCGAGAGCAAUUGGUACAGUGCAGGGGUGAAAGUGAGGUGGUCAAUGGCACAGUGACCCCUUUGACUGAACUUCUAACUGAGCUUGAGCGUCAUCCAAUCUUGGAGGAUUAGUUAUGGUUUUGGACAUGUUGAAUCAAUAUUCUAAUAUCUGUAAGUAGGAAAUCUAAUUUCCUUCGUAAGCUAUCUUGAUCCUUACAAGGUUCUAUCAACAUUGUUACAGUUGACUUGCAAUUCAUAACAUUAAUUCCACCUUCUAUGCUGUCAAUGCUUCAUGUAUCAUGAAAGUUUUUAUGCUAUAUGCUUUACUCCAUCUUUUUUA
Messenger RNA from Juglans regia (Persian walnut), 820 nucleotides. RefSeq lists its product as uncharacterized. The record is from RefSeq and is a predicted model, not a curated record. Lineage: Eukaryota; Viridiplantae; Streptophyta; Magnoliopsida; Fagales; Juglandaceae. The transcript is spliced from 3 exons. Bases 283 to 612 code for a protein of 109 amino acids.